ACACACACAUAACCUCCUCCUCGGGGGUUAAUCCUCUCCUCCCGGUUGGCGUCGGGAGCAAAGUGUGUGGGAAUGGAACGGCUCGGGCCCUAGGACUGGAUUGAAGACUACAGAGCAAAUUGAAUUUGCUGAUUGGCUGGAGAGGAGGGAACACAUGUGGCGUGAAAUGUCUUUCUCAGAUGAGUGAAGCCUUUUCUGUAGCUUCACACAGUUCUCCAUGGCUUCACAGACUGGCAACAUGAACCGUGAAGAUAGAAAUGCACUGCGAAUGAAAGAACGAGAACGGAGAAAUCAAGGAAUUCAGCAGAAUGAAGAAACUUUCCCUGGAAAUUCCCCCCUCUUUGCUGAGCCAUAUAAAGUACAGGGCAGAUCAGAAGAUAAACUUUCCAGUCGAAUCCAGAGCAUGUUGGGAAAUUACGAUGAAAUGAAAGACUUGAUAGGAGAUAGAAAACUCAUAGGCAUACCCAAAGGCACUGUUCCAUCAACUCCAGAUGAGAAACCCGACCCGGCUUUCUUUGGUGAUCAGAGACACAGUACAUCUCACCAAAGUAGCAAGUGGACCCCAGUGGGUCCAGCAGCUUCUGCCCCUAGUACUUCAUCACAGACACAAAAGAGGUCAAGUUCCAGUUUACAAAGCAGCCAUGGCAGCAGCCAAAGACUUGGUGGUGGCAGCAGCAGUAGCCAGAGGCAUGAACGUGAUUCACACAUUAGCAGUCGUAAGAGAAGUAACCAACAUGGAUCUGAACAUUCAAAAUCACACUCAGUCAGCCCAGCUAAACCACCAACCGUUUCCAUAAGCUCCAGUAAUUCGAGGUCUCAAGGAAGCGACCACCAUAGCAAAGAGCGCCAUCGGUCAAAAUCACCUCGAGAUCUUGAUGCUACCCGGGACUCUCCAUCUCGUGUUCACACGUUCCCUGCUAGUGGACAACACACUUCUCAGGCUUUCACUCCUGCAUUGAUGUCCAAACCCAGCUCGAUGCUGCAGAAGCCUACAGCCUAUGUGAGACCUAUGGACGGACAGGAUCAGGCCCCCAAUGAAUCAUUGGAACCAAAAAUUCCUUCCGAGCAUUAUGGUAGCCAGUCUCAUGGAAGCAGCCUGUCAGAGAUGAAGUCAGGCAACAAAGUGCAUCUCUCAAAACUCAAAAUCCCAUCCCAGACUGUGGAGUCAUCUGUUUCUGGUGAUGCGAGCUGUGUGGAUGAGAUUCUAAAGGAAAUGACACACUCUUGGCCACCGCCUUUGACAGCAAUUCACACACCAUGCAAGGCUGAGCCAUCAAAGUUUCCAUUUCCAACUAAGGAAUCUCAGCAUGUUAACUACAGUAUACCAGGGCCGAAGAGAUACAGUGCUACAUCAAAAGCGGCCUCCAAUAAUCGAGCAAAAUCCUGUGAACCUGACCAAGCUGCAUCACGAAUGUUGGAGGAUGACCUCAAACUUAGCAGCAGUGAGGACAGCGAUGCAGAUCAGGAUUCGAAACCAGCAGCAAGGGCUACUCCUGGCGGUACUUCUGAACCUUCCCAGCAAAACAGUGAGGGCGUGGAACCAUCCAGAGGUGAUUCCAGCAGCCACAGUGGCUCGGAAAGUAGUUCUGGAUCAGACUCUGAAAGCGAAAGCAGCUCUAGUGACAGUGAAGCAAAUGAACCAUCUAGGAGUGCAUCACCCGAGCCUGAACGACCACCUUCAAGUAAGUGGCAACUAGACAACUGGUUGAAAGGGAACUCGCACAAAGUUUCCCCAGCUUCUUCUGUGGACAGUCAUAUCCAGUCAUCGCAGAGCUACAAGAAAGAAAGCAGAGACCAAAAUGCAGCCUACGAGGAUCCAAGUGGAUCAAAGGAUGUGACCACAGCCACAUCCGGAAGGGAUUCGAGGACUGCACAGAAAGGUUCUGAAAACCGAGGCCGUCAGAAAUCACCAGCACAAAGUGAUGGUAGCACACAACGGAAGUGGGUUGGUAAAAAGCAGCCUAAAAAGGCAGAAAGGCCAGCUGUAACUGAGGAGCAACGAGGAGGGCUGAAAGUUGAAAGUGAGCCUACCUCAGACAGGGCUACUCCUAUUCCUGCCAAUCGUCACAAAGCUGCUACAAAGGGUUCCAGAAAGCCUAGCACAAAAUCCAAAUCGACGAGAGUGACUGUGGAAAAAAGAAAGCACAACAAGAGUGCGAGUAAAACCCCCCAAAAAUCCAAGGAAUAUGUUGAUACGGACUCCUCUUCCUCUGAUUCUGAGCAAAGCGAGACCCUCCCUCCCGCAUCCCAAACCCCAAAGUAUUCAGAGAAUAACAGGACUCCUGUUCAUAAAUCCUCCAUGGAUGGAGAAGACAGCAUUUUUAGGCAGAGGAUUUUCUCUCCUAUGGAAGAGAAGGAACUCCUUUCACCACUGAGUGAUGUUGAUGACAAAUAUCGCAACAUUACCUCACUUAUUGUUAGAAUUGACUUAAGUCUCUUGUCCCGGAGACCUGAAUCUCCUCAUAAAGAAAUUGAGCAGCCUAAAGUGGACAAGGAGGUCUCUUCUGACAGGCGAAUGCGAGACACUCCAAAACAACCAACUGAAAAAAGUACCACCAAAGGCAAGAGAAAGCACAAGAAUGAUGGAGAGAGUGAGAGCUGUGAAAAUAAGAAGCCUAAAGCAGAAGAAAAGAUUACUAGCCACAAGACUUCAAGCAGCAAAGAUUCUUUGAGGCCAUCUUCUGAACGAGACAAGGUAUCUCUACCAUCUCCAUCUGCCUCUGCUCCGCAAAGGACUCCCAAGACAGAGCACAAACAUCAGAGCCGCAGGAGAACUGCUAGUCAGUCCUCCACCUCAAAGAGCAAUAAUAGCAGUAGCACCAAGCAAAGCAGCAGCAGUGCCAAAAGCAGUUCCUCAUCUUCCAAGCAUAAAAAGACAGAAGAAAAGGCAUCUAUGCGUCCCAAGGAGAACCGGUUGCAAGAAAAAAACCCUGUUAGCUCUGCUCUGCCAUCAUCAACACCAUCAGGAGAUGGUUUGAAGUUGAGGAGGCCCAAGUUGACUUUCGAGGAUCGGUUGUAUUCAGCUGAUCAUUACCUCCAGGAAGCAAAAAAGCUCAAGCACAAUGCAGAUGCACUGUCGGACAGGUUUGAAAAAGCAGUGUAUUAUCUUGAUGCUGUCGUAUCUUUCAUUGAGUGCGGUAAUGCUUUGGAAAGAAGUUCUCAAGAGGCCAAGUCUCCUUUCCCCAUGUAUGCUGAGACUGUAGAACUUAUCAAUUUUACGACCAGAUGCAUUCGCAGCCUCCACUCAGCACUUCAGUGCUUACAAAAUGUGUCGCUGGAUGUUGCAAAAUACACUAUGAAGUUAAAGAACCAUAUGGCACCUGAUGCUACUGCAGCAGAUAAAAAGCUGGCCGUCUUGUGUCUCCGAUGUCAGUCACUUUUGUACAUGAGGCUGUUUAAAUUGAAGAAGGACAGUGCACUAAAAUACUCCAAAACAUUGACCGAACACCUCAAGAAUUCCUAUAACAGUGCUCAGGCUCAGUCACCUGGUGUGGGCAGCAAAGCUGCAGGCACACCAUCUCCUGUGUCUCCCAAACUCUCUCCAGGCACUGCUGGAAACUAUUCCUCUGGGGGGAAUUCUUCCUCCAGCAGCUCUUCUGCCUCUGUCACAAUUCCACAAAGGAUCCAUCAGAUGGCAGCUAGUUAUGUCCAAGUCACGUCCAAUUUCCUGUUUGCCACUGAGGUGUGGGACCAAGCUGAUCAGCUGGGGAAAGAAAACAAAGACUUUUUUACUGAGUUGGAUAAAGUGAUGCACCCAUUGAUAUUCAGCAGCAGCAGUAUGACUGAGCUGGUACGCUACACCCGCCAGGGUUUACAUUGGCUUCGUUUGGAUGCUAGCCUGAUACCUUGAGGAACUUGGAAAAGUUGGACUGGAGAUCCGAAGACUCUUCCUCUUUCUUACUGCCUCGAACAUCUUUCACAUCAUUGUUGCUAUAUAUAUUUUUAAAGAAAUUGCGCAUAAAAUCCUGACCUGGUUUUACAGAACAAAAAGAAAUUAUGAGAACUGUUACAUUACCAAUGAAACCGUUUUUAAACCAGUGACUCACCUUCCUGAUAAAAUACGUAGACCAUAAAUUUUUAAUACUUUCGUUACAUUUCUUCAUAAAUACUAUCAAUCGUCAAAGCUUCAUCAAGCCUCUCCCAGAAUGAAGGCUCCCAAUCAUGUAAACUAUGAUCAGCAGUAUUUACACUAAUGAAAUAAUCACAGCUUAGAAACAAUAAGCCAAGUUUACUGCAUGAAAUCUAGGUGCACUUACAUUUCAUAAUGGUUCUGUACUCCAUGUCAUAUUCCCCUACGUGCCCAGUCCUUAUUGUAAGGAUAAUAUUGGGAGUUUUCCUUCCUAUGAAUCUUACUCAAUUUCUGUGUCAAAUCCGACAUUAACACAGGGUAUUUUUUUUAAAAUUCAAUUGUAAGAGACUGCAUUAGAAAAUUCUUCCCACUUUAUAACGCAUGCUCAAAGCUACAUUUGUUUCUUGAAUGCAUGCUGCAAUCUACCUAGGAAGUUGACUUUGAUUUACCAAAGUAGAAAAAUGUGCGCUGCUGGUUCCUUGUAGAUACAAAACAGUAGUUGUGUUAACAGCCUUGCCCCAGUCUGAUGUGACUUUCAAGUUCAGUUGAUGCAACAGAAUUGUGAAUGGAUUUUUAUUGCUGCACAUUGGAGGAUACUUUGGGGCUAUGAUUUAUGUAGGUACUUCACUGCAUUUGCUAUUGAAUGCCAUGUGCUGGAUAACUGAAGUGGUUCUGGCAUAACAUUUGUACAGAAGACAUGCACCUUUGUACAGGAGAUGUACAGCAUUUAUACUGUUGUAGCUGUUGUAACUCAUCUGCGAUGCUAGCCAAAUGAAUCGCACCGUUGCCUCCCCAUCACCAGCACAGCUUAGCUGCUUUCAUAUAUUGGUUUCUCUACUCUGCUGGGCCUACAGCUUAAUCAGUCUACGGUGUACCUGCACAUAAGUUGGACAGUGAAAUGUCCGUGGGCAAUGCAGACCUGAAUGAAAUGUAAUUGUUUGCGUAACAUAGACUGUAUGUGCCUGAAAUGUUUCUGGUAUAACAGCUGGUUGGAGGUUUUGUAAAUUAUGGAUGGUUUUAAGCAUUUUUUUUCUAAGAGUGUUGGGAUGUGACAUGAAAUACUUGGCGUAUAAAGGACUUUUUAAUGUGAAUAAUUGAAUUCCUAUAUAUUAAGUUGUAAAAUCUGAAAAAAGUACCAAUGCAGCUCCAGUUAUUAUGCAUUAUAAAAAUAUACGGCUGCUUUAAAUGUCACUGAUUUAGCAAAAACGUUUUUUAAAUUACUCUCACGAGUAUAACCAGGUUAGCAUUUCCUGAGUAUUUUUGUUAAGCUCUUUUGGGGGUUGAAUCUGCCACGUCAAACACAUUGGGUGUGCCUUAUACAUCUGUAUUCCCCCUCCUUGAUAUAUAUUUACAGUAGAUUGCCAUGGUGCUACGUCAAGCGGUCAUGCUGUGUAAACUACUUAUUUUGAGGGGAAAAAAGUGUCGUUUGUGUUUUAAUUUCUAAUCAUGCCUUUGGGGUAAAUGUUGGCCACUUUCCCCAGAUGUCCGUGCCACACUAUUUUAAAUUGAUUGCACUAGUGUAAAAUUACAGGGCGGGAGGUCCAGACUAUUCCCCUGGAAUAAAUUGAAAUAUACGGGGAGGUUGAGGUAAAACACUAUUGAAAUGAGUUCCAACAUUUGCAGCCAGUCAAACAGGGAAGAAGUGCAGCAACUUAAAGCGGGGAAUAUAUUUAAUAUAAUUUUUUUUGUUUGAGUGAAGAAAUUGGUAGUGCAAGUUUCUUUUUUGUUUGUGACUCCCAAAAUGUUUGCUGUUGAACAGUUUGUUUUUUAAAAAACAAAAUUACUUGCCAAGUAAACAGGAAGGCCCAGCGCUCAGCAGGUGCCUUGACUAGCAUUAUAGUGGUUAGACUUUAACCAGCAAACGUGUUCCGUGGUAAAGACAUUUUGAAGAGGUUAUUCUGUCUACAGUCGACCACUCAAUAUAUUUUUAGUUAGGAAGGGAGAUGUGCUUCAAUGGUUUUUGUUGCUGCUUUAAAGUAUUGGGAAACAGAUUCUGCUGAGUGUGGUCAAGGUGACAAGUGGCUUCAGGGGAACAGCAUGAGCAGAGGACGUCCGAAAUUCUGCCCCUACAGACAACAAAGAGUGGGAAAUUUUCUGUCUCGCUGUUUGUAGAAAACUGGCCUACUUGUGGUCAAAACUGGCAGGCCCGUGAGUUCAGAGCAAGAUGCUUUUUUUUUAAAAAGCCGGACGAGGCGAGAAGUGUUUUUAAGAUUAAAAUAUUUUUAAAAUCAAUUGACAAUUCUUUGUAAAUAUUCCAAGAAUUCCACGGGCCUUUUAUCGCAGCUGCUUGAAAACGGCUUAGAAAAGAGUAAUCCCUGCCAGUUACCACACCUCAUUGUCAUUUCUUACUGCUAAAAUCUCAUUGAAUUGUUACUGACAGCAAUGUUUGGAAAAAGUUAGAUCAAACAACUUCUGCACCUAGUGAGAGAGAGAGAGAGAGACUCUUGUUCCAGCCGAACAUACUGGUAAAAGUCAUCUGUUGUUACAUUCUCCACUUUUCUUCUCUGUGUGGAAAAAAAGUAAUGUAUUCAACCAGAGUAAGAAAUAGCCAUUGAACCACUUAACUAGCACAGUCUUCCUGUACAGCGAUCUCCAGAGAGGUUCCCAAACAUUUGUCAGCCAGCCAGAUUCCAAAAUGGUUUCAGUCUUUACCGUUGUCGUACUUGGGACUAUAAAUGUAUGUGAUGUUAAUACUGAAAGUGUGUAAUGAUAGGUUUGUGUCUGAUAUGAUGUCUGCCCUUAAAGUAUCAAAAGUUUUAAUGUAACGUGUAUUUCUAAUUAUAAAUGUUUUAUUUGAUAGAAAUAACUGACCUUAUAAUAUUUUAUAGUAUUUAUUACUGUAGACAAUGUCUAGGUCAUGUAGACCUUUUAGCUCGCUGUUCCCAUUUAAUGCCUCCCUAUGAUUUGUAUCUUCAUUUUCAGAUUCUGAAGAUGAACAAAAAAUAUACCGGAGAUCAUUUGCUCCUCACUAGCUACACUUUUCUUUCAUUUCAGUCUAAAGCUACAGAUGUUUAUUGAAACACAUUAAACAUUCAAACAGAGUAACCUUGUAUAGCAGAAAAUGACAAGUUGCAGAGAAAUAAUCAAAAAGGGAAGUGAUGAUUUUAAUCAAAAUUGGGCAUGUGAUUUCCCCCUCCCCCCUCUUGUGGGUUUCCUUUGCUAUGUGUUCCUGUCACAUUAUCUUGAUCAGUGUUUAGACCUCAGCAAAAAUUGUCUGAAUUUUGCAAGUGGCAUUUUUGUUUAGUACUGAAUACCUUUCAGAAAAUUAAAUGUUUUUACUUUUUACAACAGCUUUCCUUGUGCAAAACAUCAGUCAAUCACUAGAUCAAUUGCGACAUGUUCUGCUGUUUGCUUUAGGUUAUUGUACCAGUCCUAAGACAAUAAGUUGCUCAAAAUCAGGAUGUUCGUAAAGUUCUUUGCAACUUUUUGAAUGCCCUCGACAUAGUUGCCUGGAUUUUCUGUGACCUAUUUAUGUUCACGCAGUGUUAUCCCUGUUUAUCAACUGUAUUACUGAAUACUGGUACAGCUUGUAUAAUUUAGCACAUCUUACUUAACAAAAGGUACCUUUUUAAAAUAAAAAGGGGAAUGGUCUAUUUUUUAAAUUUAUAAUGGUGUUUAAAUGUGUUCCAAAUAACUUGCUUUCUUAUGAUUUAUAACACUUGAUUGCAUUGGCUUAUACAAAUGGAGAGGUUUAGUUAACUCAGCAAGUGAAAGCUUUUAUAGCUGUGGGUGAGGUUAAUCUCUAACAUAGUGCCAUCUUUUGCAAUAUACUGUACUUUGGCUCUUUACGAAGAGUGCUGCAGGGUCAAGAUUGCCUCCUAAAUGUUGGGGCAAUUGAAUCGGGAAAUAUUUGUAAAAUAAUCUGUUUAUGGCAAGUAAAGCAUUGUAUAACCAGAUUUUUGGGCUUCUGUAAAAAUAUAUAUUUUCCAUCAUAAUGGAAAAAUGUUUUUAGCAAAUCUAGAUUGUUGCAGUUCAGCUCUGUAUUUUUCAACUUUAACCACAAGUUGCAUAUUUUUAAGGAAAAUGGGAUUCACGUAUUUACUAUGUGUAUAAAAAAACUCAAGAUUCUUGUUAAUUAUUCUGUCAUGAAAAGAAGUAGGUUUGCUUUGUAUAAUGCACAAUUGUUAACUUUAGUGAACUUCCAGUGAGCUUUUUCUUUAAUAAACUUUCCAAACAGUG
Messenger RNA from Callorhinchus milii (elephant shark), 8248 nucleotides. It is a transcript of the gene aff4, whose product is annotated as AF4/FMR2 family, member 4. Gene Ontology annotation, biological process: regulation of gene expression. Gene Ontology annotation, cellular component: super elongation complex; nucleus. Lineage: Eukaryota; Metazoa; Chordata; Chondrichthyes; Chimaeriformes; Callorhinchidae. The transcript has 24 exons. The record is from RefSeq and is a predicted model, not a curated record. The coding region runs from base 218 to 3850 and encodes 1210 amino acids.